Spirodela intermedia is the source of this 1509-nucleotide messenger RNA. Lineage: Eukaryota; Viridiplantae; Streptophyta; Magnoliopsida; Alismatales; Araceae. The record is from the annotation of a GenBank genome assembly.
AUGAAUCAUCAGUUUCGAGCAGGUUUUGUCGACUUCUUCUUCUCCCGUGGGCAGUCCUCGGCUCUGAGGGAUGAAUACUACGGCGGACUUCUCGCCGGCGGGUUCGACGACGGCGGCUUCUGCCUGAGCAGGAACCAGUCGGCUAUGCUCCGCAAGCCCUCGCCUUACAAGCCGUCCACCUACCUCGUGAAGAUGCUCCGCCGGUACGAGGACCGUCACCGGAGAUGCGGCCCCCACACGGCCUCCUACAACAAGACUACGGAGUUCCUGAAAUCCCGCGGCGCCGCCGCGAGAUCGGCGGAGAUGGAGUGCAAGUACGUCAUAUGGACGCCCCUCGCGGGGCUAGGGAAUAGGAUCCUUUCUCUCUCGUCCACCUUCCUCUACGCUGUCCUCACAGGCAGGGUCCUCCUGAUCGACCGGGGGAAGGACUUCUCCAGCCUCAUGUGCGAGCCCUUCCCGGGAACUACCUGGCUGCUGCCGCGGGACUUCCCCAUCUCCAACAUGAGGUCCUUCGGCCUCGGAGACGCCCUGAGCUAUGGCAGCUUGCUCAGGAACAAGAGAAUCAGAAACGACGUGGUCGACCGCCCAGUCUCCGGCCCCCCUCCGCCGCCGUUCGUCUACGUGCACCUGGUCGGCGACUACAGCCUCCAAGACAUCUUCUUCUUCUGCGAGCAGGAUCAGCUGGCCCUCCGGGAGGUCCCUUGGCUGCUCGUGAGGUCGGACAACUACUUCGUCCCGGCCCUCUUCUUGAACUCAAUAUUCGAACCGGAGCUCCGCUUCAUGUUCCAUGAAAAGGAGGCGGUAUUCCACCACCUCUGCCGCUACCUCUUCCACCCCACCAAUAAGGUCUGGGGGAUGGUCACCAGCUACUACCAGACUUACCUCGCCGCGGCGACGGAGAGGGUAGGGAUUCAGAUCAGGGUCUUCGACAAGGGGGAGGCCCCCUUCGAGGUCGUCCUGAGGCAAGUGAUUAACUGCACUCUCCAGGAGAAACUGCUGCCCUGGGUUGACCAAAAGGGUGCGGUCUCCGAGGCUGACCGGAGAAAGACCAAGGCCGUUCUCAUCACCUCUCUCUACUCCGGGUACUUGGAAGGGAUACAGAACAUGUAUUUGGAACACCCGGCCGCCGGCGGCAUGCUCGUCAGCUUCCACCAGCCCAGCCACGAGGAACGACAGGUGAAGGACAAGGAGGACCACGACAUGAAGGCGUGGGCGGAGAUGAAUCUGCUGGGCUUCGCCGAUGUGCUGAUCACCAGCGCCCAGUCGACCUUCGGCUACAUCGGCCAGGCCCUCGGCGGCGUGAAGCCUUGGAUUCUCCUCCGGCCCGAGAAGGCCGCCGUGCCGGAGCCCGCCUGCGUUCGGGACAUCUCCAUGGAACCCUGCUUCCACUCGGUACCUCAUUACGUCUGCAGGGAGAAGAAGAAUGGCGACAACAGCAAAUUGGUCCCAUACGUUACCCAUUGUAAGGACGCUCCGUGGGGGAUCAAGCUAGUCGAUCAAGCCGUGUAG